Aegilops tauschii subsp. strangulata is the source of this 2409-nucleotide messenger RNA. The record is from RefSeq and is a predicted model, not a curated record. Lineage: Eukaryota; Viridiplantae; Streptophyta; Magnoliopsida; Poales; Poaceae.
UGUUAGCAACAACAAACUCAGUGGUGUGUUGCCGCAACAACUUGGGAGGUUGAAGAUACUAGAAUUUCUGAAUUUAUCGCAUAAUCAGUUCAGUGGCAGCAUUCCAUCCUCCUUUGCAAGCAUGGUGAGCCUUUCAACACUCGAUGUGUCCUACAACGACUUGGAAGGACUGGUCCCAACAGCACGGCUACUGCAAAAUGCUUCAGCAAGUUGGUUUCUUCCCAAUAAAGGUCUGUGUGGUAACCUCUCUGGCCUGCGACCUUGUUAUUCAACCGCAGUGGCUGCUCACAAAAACGGGAAGAUACUUGGUUUGCUUUUGCCAAUUGUUCUUGUGAUGGGUUUCGUCAUUGUUGCUGCAAUUGUUGUCACAAUAAUACUUACUAGUAAGAAGAGAAAUCCACAAGAAAGUGUUACCGCUGAAGCAAGGGACCUAUUCUCUGUUUGGAAUUUUGAUGGAAGAUUAGCAUUUGAUGAUAUUGUAAGGGCAACAGAAGACUUUGAUGAUAAGUACAUCACUGGAACAGGGGGGUACGCCAAAGUCUACAAGGCACAACUCCAAGACGAGCAGCUGGUUGCUGUGAAGAAGCUUCAUCAGACCGAAGAAGAGUUGGAUGAUGAAAGAAGAUUUCGUAGUGAAAUGGAAAUAUUAACGCAGAUCCGACAACGAAGCAUUGUCAAAAUGUAUGGAUUCUGCUCCCAUCCAGCAUAUAAAUUUCUCGUCUACGACUGCAUUCAGCAGGGAAGCCUCCAUGGAAUAUUGGAAAAUGAGGAGCUAUCAAAGGAAUUAGAUUGGAAGAAGAGAAUUGCCCUGGCAACUGAUGUGGCUCAAGCAAUAUCUUAUUUGCACCACGAAUGCAGUCCACCUAUAAUCCAUCGAGAUAUCACAAGCAACAACAUCUUACUUGAUACAUCCUUCAAGGCCUUUGUCUCGGAUUUCGGCACGGCAAGGAUUCUUAAGCCCGAUUCAUCAAACUGGAGUGCACUAGCAGGAACGUAUGGCUACAUAGCUCCUGAACUGUCAUACACAUCUGUUGCGACAGAGAAAUGUGAUGUUUAUAGCUUUGGGUGGUUGCGUUAGAGCUAGUGAUGGGCAAGCAUCCAAGGGAAUUAUUAGAUGGUACUCUUUCUAACGGCGAACAAUCAAUGAUGGUGAAAGAUAUUCUGGACCAACGGCCAACAACACCAAUAUCAACUGAAGAGAAUAGCUUAGCUCUGCUCAUCAAGCUGGCCUUAUCUUGUCUGGAAUCUUCUCCCCAAGCAAGGCCAACCAUGCAGGAGGCAUACCAAACACUCAUCCAGCCAUCUUCUAGUUCAACUACCGUGCCUUUCAGUGCACUUACAUUACAGCAAGGGAGGCAUGUUGACAUAAGGUCUGAAUCCUAGUGAGAAACCAGGGUCUACCGAAGCAGAGGCCGAUUCAGAUUUCUGAUUUUUUACUCAAGUCACUCAUACACCACCUAUAUAUACCUCUUGUAUGCCAUGCCAUGCCACACAGGCUGAGUUGACGACUCACUGCAAGUUUAUGUAUUUGUAGAUUCUCUUGAUACAGCAAAAGAUCACCGUUGUGUGCCCAUAGUUUUUCCCGCAAGGGUUUUCCACGUAAAAAUGUGUGUCCAGUCCCGUGUUCAUGGUAUUUCUCUGUUUGCUUGCUGAUUUCUAACAAAUGCAUAAAUAUAAUUUGGUUUGCAGGUCGCUUAUAUUUGCUAAAGACCAUAGUGUAGACAUAGUAUCCACAUGUGACAAUUUCUUUCGGCUGUUGUCUUUAGGGUACUUAUUAAAUGUGUCCUAGUAUUUGUCUCUUUUUAUCUACUAUUGCUUGCAUAACCUAAUAAAGAUUGAAAAAAAUGAAAUCCAAAACUGGCGCAGUACCAUGUUGUCCUGCUUUAUUUAUUCCAUAUGGGAAUCAAGAUCAAAUAUCUUGGACCAAGCAGGAACAAUCACAAUGCAUAAACGGAAAGAAAUGAAUGUAAGCACAUUGGAGAUAGGUGCAUAAAAAAGAGCAACUACCGCAUAUACUAAGUAAAAGCACCUACAGAGGGUUGUAGGGCAGGAGUAUGUAGUACUUUUUCCUUAUUAUUGCUCCCAUGAACCUGAAGGUGAAAAACUGGAAUCCAAAACUGACACGUUAUCAUGUCAUCCCACUUUAUUGUUCUCUGGGUAUCAAAGUAAAAUACCUUGGACCAAGCAGGAACGAUCACAAUGAUCAAGUGUUCGAACAGACCAAAUGAAUGUGAACACACGGAUAUAGGUGCAUAAAACAACAAAAAGUACACCAGUACUACGUAAAAGGGCUUGCGGAGGGUUGUAGGGCACGCAUACAUAGUCCUUGUCCUCAUGAUGGAGCAUAUGUGGUCCUUGUUCUUAGGAUGGAGCAAUAGAUAAUUUACUAAUACACUUAAUUUCAAGCAC